This is a messenger RNA of Delphinapterus leucas (beluga whale), 9847 nucleotides long. Lineage: Eukaryota; Metazoa; Chordata; Mammalia; Artiodactyla; Monodontidae. The record is from RefSeq and is a predicted model, not a curated record.
AAGCUGGGCAUGCUCAGUGCGGCCGCCGUCCGCCAACUCGGAAGCUCGCGCUCCCCGGCCUUGGGGGCGAGAACGCCGGCGGCGGCGAGCCGGCGUCGCUCGCCGCCCCCAGACAGUGGCAAACUUCGCGGCCUCCCCGGAGCUCGCCCGGCCGAGACUGAUACCUUACAAAUCAGAUCAAAUCCAGUUGCCUCCCCCCGCCCCCCCCCCCUCCGCCCCAUCCCAACCCGAAUCGUGGAGGCUGCGGCCGCCAAAGUGCCGCCGCGGCUGGCGGCCCCUGACCACUAGCCGGGGACCAACAGCGCCACACGAGCGAGGAGGGGGAGAGGGAGUCUGUCUGCAAAGUGCUGCUCCCUGGUGCUCAGAGGCGGCUGCUCCAGCUCCAACUCUCAUUCAUUUCGCCGGUUAACAUGAGAGAUCAUGGCCGCCUUCGGGCUUCUCAGCUAUGAGCAGAGACCGCUGAAACGCCCCCGGCUCGGGCCGCCGGACGUCUACCCGCAGGACCCCAAGCAGAAGGAGGAUGAACUUACCGCUGUGAAUGUAAAGCAAGGCUUCAACAAUCAGCCCGCCUUUACUGGAGACGAGCAUGGCUCAGCUAGAAAUAUUGUAAUUAACCCGUCAAAGAUUGGAGCUUAUUUUAGCAGCAUAUUAGCUGAGAAACUAAAGCUUAACACUUUCCAGGACACCGGAAAGAAGAAACCACAAGUUAAUGCUAAAGAUAAUUAUUGGCUGGUUACUGCUCGAUCCCAGAGUGCGAUUCAUAGUUGGUUCUCUGACUUAGCAGGAAAUAAACCACUUGCUAUUUUGGCAAAAAAGGUUCCCAUCCUUAGUAAAAAAGAAGAUGUUUUUGCAUAUUUAGCUAAGUAUUCCGUGCCAAUGGUUCGAGCAACGUGGCUGAUCAAGAUGACUUGUGCCUAUUAUUCUGCUAUUUCUGAAGCGAAAAUUAAGAAACGUCAGGCUACUGAUCCCAAUUUGGAGUGGACACAAAUAUCUACCAGGUAUCUUCGAGAGCAGUUGGCCAAGAUUUCCGACUUUUACCACCUAGCUUCCAGCGCAGGCGAUGGCCCUGUCCCUGUGCCACCCGACGUGGAACAAGCAAUGAGGCAGUGGGAGUACAACGAAAAGUUGGCAUUCCACAUGUUCCAGGAAGGAAUGCUAGAAAAACACGAAUAUUUGACAUGGAUCUUGGAUGUGUUAGAAAAGAUCAGACCAAUGGAUGAUGAUCUUCUUAAACUCUUAUUACCACUAAUGCUGCAGUAUUCAGAUGAGUUUGUCCAGUCGGCCUACCUGUCCCGCCGCCUUGCCUACUUCUGUGCCCGGCGUCUUGCGUUGCUGCUUAGCGAUGGCCCCAACCUCCUUGCCGCCCACUCGCCCCACAUGAUGAUAGGACCAAACAGCUCGGGCAUCGGGGCCCCCAGUCCCGGCCCCCCCGGUCCCGGCAUGAGCCCCGUGCAGCUGGCCUUCUCCGACUUUCUCUCCUGUGCACAGCACGGCCCCCUGGUUUAUGGACUUAGUUGUAUGUUGCAGACUGUUACUCUCUGUUGCCCAAGUGCCUUGGUGUGGAACUACUCCACAAAUGACAAUAAGAGCGCGAACCCGGGCUCACCCCUGGAUCUGCUGCAGGUGGCCCCCUCCAGCCUCCCCAUGCCGGGCGGGAACACGGCCUUCAACCAGCAGGUUCGGGCCAGGAUUUAUGAGGUAGAACAGCAGAUCAAACAAAGAGGCCGUGCAGUGGAAGUUCGGUGGUCUUUUGACAAGUGCCAAGAGUCAACAGCAGGGGUGACCAUUAGUCGGGUUUUGCACACGUUGGAGGUGUUGGAUCGACACUGCUUUGACCGAACUGAUUCCAGCAAUUCAAUGGAGACACUUUAUCAUAAGAUUUUCUGGGCAAACCAAAACAAAGAUAACCAAGAGGCUGCCCCCAGCGAUGAAGCUGUGGUGACGCUGCUGUGCGAAUGGGCCGUGAGCUGUAAGAGAUCAGGCAAGCACAGGGCCAUGGCUGUGGCAAAGCUCUUGGAGAAGAGGCAAGCGGAGAUCGAGGCAGAGAGAUGUGGUGAAUCAGAGGUCUUAGAUGAGAAGGAGUCCAUUUCUUCAGCCUCUCUUGCUGGAUCUAGUUUGCCUGUUUUCCAGAAUGUUCUGCUAAGGUUUUUAGAUACACAGGCCCCCUCGUUGUCGGAUCCAAACAGUGAAUGUGAGAAGGUGGAAUUUGUGAACCUGGUGCUGCUCUUCUGUGAGUUCAUCCGGCACGACGUCUUCUCCCAUGACGCCUACAUGUGCACCCUCAUCUCUCGAGGAGACCUGUCCAUCACCGCCUCCACUCGGCCCCGGUCGCCAGCAGGAGAGAAUGCAGACGAGCACUAUGCAAAGGACCAUGACGUGAAGAUGGAGGAACAGACUAUUAUGGCGCAUAUGGGCAUUGACUCAGGAACUACUAAUAUUUUUGAUGAAGUAGACAAGAGUGACUUUAAAACUGACUUUGGUUCGGAAUUUCCAAUUUUUUCUCCCGUGCCUGGAGAGUCCUGUGAGAAUGCUAACCCUUCCCUGGGCAGAAGAAUGUCAGUUAACGGUGAGAAGCUGUUGAAGAGAGAAAAACCAAGGGAGUUAAUUUUUCCAUCUAAUUAUGACCUCCUACGACAUCUGCAGUAUGCAACCCAUUUUCCCAUACCUCUGGAUGAAUCUUCAAGUCAUGAGUAUAACCAGCGCACAAUUCUUCUUUAUGGAGUGGGCAAAGAGCGUGAAGAAGCGAGGCAUCAGUUGAAGAAAAUUACCAAAGAUAUUUUGAAAAUCCUAAAUAAGAAGAGCACCACAGAGACCGGGGUUGGAGAUGAAGGACAGAAAGCCAGGAAGAGCAAACAGGAGGCAUUUCCAACACUGGAGACUGUGUUCACAAAACUUCAACUCCUUUCAUAUUUUGACCAACAUCAAGUGACAUCUCAGAUCUCUAACAAUGUGCUGGAACAAAUCACAAGCUUUGCAUCAGGAACAUCGUACCAUCUCCCAUUGGCCCACCAUAUUCAGCUCAUCUUUGAUCUCAUGGAGCCAGCACUGAAUAUCAAUGGCCUCAUUGACUUUGCAAUACAGCUCCUGAAUGAACUGAGUGUUGUGGAAGCCGAACUGCUCCUGAAAUCCUCCAGCCUGGCAGGAAGUUACACAACGGGACUGUGUGUCUGCAUUGUGGCCGUUCUCAGGAGAUACCACAGUUGUCUGAUCCUGAAUCCCGAUCAGACGGCUCAGGUGUUUGAAGGAUUGUGUGGUGUGGUAAAGCAUGUGGUGAACCCCUCAGAAUGUUCUUCCCCAGAAAGAUGCAUCUUAGCCUACCUCUACGAUCUCUAUGUGUCAUGUAGCCACCUCAGAAGUAAAUUCGGAGACCUCUUCAGUAGUGCCUGUUCAAAAGUAAAGCAAACCAUAUAUAAUAAUGUGAUUCCUGCAAAUUCUAACUUGCGAUGGGAUCCAGACUUCAUGAUGGAUUUUAUUGAGAAUCCCUCAGCCCGUAGCAUCAACUACUCAAUGCUGGGCAAGAUCCUUAGUGACAAUGCGGCCAAUCGCUACAGCUUCGUCUGCAACACGCUCAUGAAUGUAUGUAUGGGCCAUCAGGAUGCUGGAAGGAUUAAUGACAUAGCCAAUUUCUCCUCUGAGCUGACGGCCUGCUGCACCGUUCUCAGUUCAGAAUGGCUGGGAGUCCUGAAGGCUCUUUGUUGUUCUUCAAACCACGUCUGGGGGUUUAAUGAUGUACUUUGCACUGUAGAUGUGAGUGACCUUUCAUUCCAUGAUUCAUUAGCUACUUUCAUUGCUAUUCUGAUAGCACGACAGUGUUUCUCCCUGGAGGACGUCGUGCAGCACGUCGCUCUUCCCUCUCUCCUAGCCGCAGCUUGUGGAGAUGCAGACGCGGAGCCUGGGGCGAGAAUGACGUGCCGACUCCUACUUCAUCUCUUCCGAGCUCCCCAGGCCUGCCUAUUACCUCAAGCAACCGGCAAACCUUUCCCCGGAAUAAGAUCGUCCUGUGAUAGACACCUCUUAGCCGCUGCUCACAACAGCAUUGAAGUGGGAGCGGUGUUUGCUGUCUUAAAAGCAAUUAUGAUGCUUGGAGAUGCCAAAAUUGGCAGUAACAAUGUCGGCUCUUUAAAGAAUGACGACUUCACCAUGAGGGGUUUACGACGUGACGGAAGUGCUGAUGAUAUCUGGACUGCCUCACAAAAUUCAAAAUCCUGUGGGAAAAGCAUCUCCAUAGAAACUGCCAAUUUAAGGGAAUAUGCUAGAUAUGUACUGAGGACUAUCUGUCAACAGGAAUGGGUAGGAGAGCAUUGCUUAAAAGAACCUGAAAGAUUAUGCACAGACAAAGAACUUAUUUUGGACCCUGUGCUCUCAAAUAUGCAAGCACAGAAAUUAUUGCAACUGAUCUGUUAUCCUCAUGGCAUUAAAGAAUGUACAGAGGGGGACAACCUACAAAGACAGCACAUUAAACGCAUUCUUCAGAAUCUUGAGCAGUGGACCCUGAGGCAGUCCUGGCUGGAACUUCAGUUAAUGAUCAAACAGUGCUUGAAGGACCCUGGCUCUGGUUCGGUGGCUGAAAUGAACAACCUACUGGACAAUAUUGCCAAGGCAACAAUAGAGGUAUUCCAGCAGUCGGCUGACCUGAACAAUAACUCUUCUAAUUCGGGUAUGGGCCUCUUCAACCCAAACGGGAUUGGAAGUACUGAUACGAGUAGCACAAGACAGAAUGGAAUAAAGACAUUUCUAAGUUCCUCUGAACGCAGGGGCGUGUGGCUGGUAGCCCCCCUAAUUGCUAGGCUGCCGACUUCUGUGCAGGGAAGAGUGUUGAAAGCUGCUGGGGAGGAGCUGGAGAAGGGACAGCACUUGGGUUCUUCUUCAAAAAAGGAAAGAGACAGACAAAAACAGAAAAGUAUGUCUCUUUUGAGUCAGCAACCAUUCCUCUCCCUGGUCCUUACCUGCCUUAAGGGACAAGAUGAACAACGAGAAGGCCUCCUAACAUCUCUGCAGAAUCAAGUUAACCAGAUUUUAAGUAAUUGGAGAGAAGAACGGUACCAGGAUGACAUAAAAGCACGACAGAUGAUGCACGAGGCAUUGCAGCUCCGCCUAAAUUUGGUGGGAGGAAUGUUUGACACAGUGCAGAGAAGCACCCAGUGGACGACAGAUUGGGCCCUUCUUCUCCUUCAGAUCAUUACUUCUGGAACCGUCGACAUGCACACUAACAAUGAAUUAUUCACAACAGUGCUUGACAUGCUGGGUGUUUUAAUCAAUGGAACGUUGGCCUCUGACCUAUCAAACGCAUCCCCAGGGGGAUCUGAAGAGAACAAACGCGCAUACAUGAACUUAGUAAAGAAACUGAAAAAAGAGCUGGGAGACAAGCGGUCAGAAAGUAUUGACAAAGUUCGACAGUUGCUACCUUUGCCAAAACAGACAUGUGAUGUCAUCACUUGUGAACCUAUGGGCUCCUUGAUUGACACAAAAGGAAACAAAAUUGCUGGAUUCGACUCUAUAGACAAAAAACAGGGUCUCCAGGUCUCCACGAAGCAGAAGGUGUCCCCAUGGGAUUUGCUUGAGGGUCAGAAGAACCCAGCUCCCCUGUCCUGGGCCUGGUUCGGGACUGUCCGAGUGGACCGGAAGGUCAUCAAGUACGAGGAACAGCAUCACCUCCUCCUGUAUCACACACACCCCAUGCCCAAGCCCCGAAGUUACUACCUCGAGCCGCUGCCCCUGCCCCCUGAGGAGGAAGAGGAAGGGCCUACAUCUCCCAUCUCUCAGGAACCGGAGAGGAAAUCAGCUGAGCUGUCAGAUCAAGGAAAAACCACAACAGAUGAAGAGAAGAAGACAAAGGGAAGGAAGCGCAAGACGAAAUCCAGCUCGAGAGUUGAUGAGUAUCCACAGAGCAACAUGUACCGAGUGCCUCCCAACUACUCACCCGUCUCCUCCCAGAUGAUGCAUCACCCACAGUCCACCUUGUGGGGCUACAACCUCGUGGGCCAGCCCCAGCAGCCCGGCCUUUUCCUUCAGAGCCAGGCUCUCACUCCAGGUGGCUCCAGGCUGGACCCCGCGGGCUCCUUUGUCCCCACCAAUACCAAGCAAGCUCUGUCCAACAUGCUGCAGCGGCGCUCGGGGGCCGUGAUGCAGCCGCCCUCCCUUCACGCCAUCACGUCGCAGCAGCAGUUGAUACAGAUGAAGCUUCUACAGCAGCAGCAGCAGCAGCGGCUCCUCAGGCAAGCCCAGACGCGACCUUUCCAACAGGACUUCUGUAACUCUGCUGUCUCCCUUCUGGAAGACUUUGACAACAUAAUGGGCCAGCCGGGGGACCAGGCUGCUCUCUUUGCUGCUCAAGCACGGCCCUCCCCUCAGCUCCCCCAGUAUCCAGGUCUGCAGCAAGCACAGACCAUGCCCCAGGGCUAUACGAUGUACGGAACGCAGAUGCCUUUGCAGCAGACCCCUCAGCAGCAGGCUGGCAGCGUGGUCCUGUCUCCUACCUAUAAUUCCAGAACCUAUCCGGCUGCGCAUUCCAACCCGGCGCUAAUGGAAAGACUCAGACAGAUGCAGCAGCAGCCGCCGAGUGGCUACGUUCAGCAGCAGGCGUCUCCGUACCUGCAGCCCCUGAGUGGCUCUCAGAGACUGAAUCAUCAGUCACUUCAGCAGAGCCCUCUGGUGGGUGGAGGACUGGAUGCGGUGCUGACCUCCGUGCACCCAAACCUUCCCUCGGUGUCCCUGUCUCAGGACCCAGUGAGGCCCAGACAGCCACAGGUGCGGCAGCAGCAGAGGCUCCUCCAGAUGCAGCAGCCCCAGCAGUCCUCGCAGCCCCAGGGUCAGACCCUCGGUCUCCAAACCAUGCAGCCUCAGCAGCCUCUGUUUCCCAGGCAAGGCUUGCAGCAGACCCAGCAACAGCAGCAGACAGCCGCUCUGGUGCGGCAGCUCCAGAAGCAGCUUUCCAGUAACCAGCCACAGCAAGGAGUGACGCCCUACGGGCAUCCUUCACACUUCUGAGUCUGGAAGAGGACAAAGACGUGAAGUUUUUUGUUUGCACUGAAAAAUAGAAAAUCACAUUUAAUGCAUUAGUCACCUUUAGAAAUGUCCCUUUGUUCUUUCAUUUCUUUGGCGUUUUCCUAUAUUUGACGCUACAUUUCAUACAAAGGCGUUUAAACAAAAUGUAAAGGAAAAGGUGUGGUUUGGUUUUGUUUCAUUCAAUUUGAAAGUAGGUUUAAAAAUGUGGAUCAUGUGGGCCUGCGCCAGGAAGAGUUUGAUAGCAGACCUUUUGAAAUUGGUGCUUUUAUUGAAUCUCGUAGUUAUAGAAAGAAUGGAUUGUGGUGGAUUUAAAAUAUUUAUGGAUUCAUUAAUGAUGAAGUUUGGUUUUUUGGGGUUUUUUUGUUUUGUUUUGGGUUUUUCUUUUGCACACUGUGCCGGACCAAACUACUGAUUUGAAAGGCAUGUCAGAUCUUGACAGGAAAGCGACCCAUUUAUUCUGCGUUCACCUUUGGUGGCAAAAUGGACAUUUAUUUGCAUCGCUCUAAUUUGAAAUGUUUGUAAUUUCUUAAGCACUUUAUGAACUUUGUUCUUAUUUAUGUAGGAUUUUUCUUUGCUUUUAUUGUGGUCAAAAGGUGCUGAAACAGAUUGUUGCUUAGUACUUAAACUUCUUAGACCAAGAACUUAAACCAAGGCUUCUGUGAGAGCCACCCUAAGGUACGUGGAAGCCUGUUAGAAGUAGCUGUACUACUAAAUUUGUUUUCAGUGGCGAGAUCAUUGACCAGAGUCUUUGUGAAGGUACAACAUGUAAAUUCUAAAGGCCGGAACGAACCACAGUGGAAUUGUUGCAAUUAUUUGCCAGAUUUGGCAAAAAUGACUCUGUCCAGUUUUGGUUCUCCUGAACCUUAUGCCAACUUGAGAAAAAAAUCUCGCAGCUGGCCUGAGAUUCCACAGUGCUCAAACUUGACAUGGUUUCCAGAGAAUCUGGCCCCCAAGUCCAGGGGGGCUCUGGUUUUCAUAAGAGAUGUAUUUGCUGUUUAUUUUGUAUGGUAAGUAUUUGCUAUUUUGAAUUUAACUAUUAAUGUUGGUGUCUGUCUUGGUUGUGUAUUGCAUAUACUGUAUUUAUAAAUUGGUGCAAAAAGCACAAGUAAAGUAAAUUAUACAUCAAAUUUAUUAUAAAGAAAUAGUAACUAUUUUAACUUUGUUCAAGUAUGUGGUAAUUUGCUCCUAUUAGAGUGAAAAAUACAGUAAAUUAUUAUCAGUUUGUGUAACUUAAGAGUAUUCCAUAUAAUAUUUUUUUAGAUUUAGAUGCAUAAAAUUUUGAAUGUGAAAAUUGCAGGGCAUUUUAAAACACGUGGGGGAUAUUUUCCCAUGUUCUGUGUUAAUUCAUUUUCUUUUGCCAUAUGAAUUUACCUGUAACGUAGUCGAGCAUACUGUGAAUAGAUUUGUCUAUAAUGAGCAAACCAUGUAGAACUACUUUUUUUAAAUGUAGCUGGUACAACUUUAGCAGAUCAUUUCCUUUGCAAAUCAUUAUAUAAAUAAUUUAUAUCUUCCCAGGUGAGUUACUCAUUGCAAAAUUUGACUCAUGCAAAUGACCUCAAAUACAUGUCCGCUUACUUUGCUGUGGCAGCAUCCAUGUGAACUGCUUUGUACACUGUGAAACGAUUUCGCUCCAGCCCGCUCAUUUCAUGUUUACUCUGGGUUGGAAAAGACUUUGCCAAAACAUUAAAGACCAUUCUUUUCACUAAAUUAACAUGUUCUAUCUGCUUUCAGAAGAUGAAUCUUGACAUUUCAGCUGGUUUUGUAUAUCAGGGUUUUUUUUUUUUGGUUUUUGGUUUUUUCCCUCUUGAGAGUCAUACUUAGAGUUCAUGAAGUUAUUUUUUCUUCAAAGUAGUCUGUCAUAUAAUGACUGCCUUGGCAAAACAACUGAAAUGUGAAUGUCGUGCCUAGUGAGUACCAGUCAUGUUCUGUCCUGAUUGUUGUUUUACUUCUUCUCAAGAAUUACUGGUGUUUAAAAUGCCACCUUUCAGUUUGAACCAUAUAUAUUUGUAGCUCAGUAUUGCAAACAGAAGUAAGACUGUUUCAAGAAUGAGUGUUAUAAUUGCAUAGCAUUUGUAUGCACUUUACACAUUUUGCAGAAGUUAGUGAAAUUAAUUUAUUAAUCAUUUUGCACUGGAAAGCUGUGGGACAUAGCUUUUUGUUGCUGUCGUCUCUUUUUUUUCAGGUGGGAAAGCUAAGAUAUGGUAAGGCCCUAUAAUUCGACGAUUCUACAGAGAGUUGAGGAAAAACCUAGAACUGGUUUUCCCCUGUGUCCUAUACAGAGAGAAACUGGAAUUUUCAAUCUAUUCUUAUCAUAUUUCCUCCCAUUUAAUCCUCUCUCCUGAGAGUUUUCUUUUUCUUUUUUAGAAUAUGCAUUGAUUUGUCUUGAAAUGAUCACAAAGGAAAGCCCUGUCCUUCGGCAGAACCUGGUAAUUUGCUUGGUGAGACAAAGAGGAAAUUAUCUUAGGAUAAGAUGGAGACCCCCAGUUCCCCUUAAAGACUUUGAAAUAGAAUGGAGUUGGACAUAAGAAGCCCUUAGAUAUACCUGUUUACAUAGUAGGCUUCUUCCUAAUAGGGUUACAUUUGUCCUCUUUUUUUUAUUCCUCUUGGUCCGGAAGUAGAAUGAGAUCACUGUUAGAACGAGUAGCCCUUGACCGCUUAUGGCCACAGGAUACCAACAUCAAAGAACGUAGGAAUCGGGUCACCUCUUUAGGUGGGGCAAGCUGAAAGUUGGUGUGAUGAAAACAAAAUGAAGUGAGUCCCCCCCUCCCCCCCCCCCGGCUCUGUCUCAACUGAUUGACAGGGAAAAAUGUAGUUCUCGGUUUUGUGUGCUGAGCUAUCUGAG